Thyridium curvatum is the source of this 2052-nucleotide messenger RNA. RefSeq lists its product as uncharacterized. Gene Ontology annotation, cellular component: mitochondrial inner membrane. The coding region runs from base 1 to 2052 and encodes 683 amino acids. Gene Ontology annotation, biological process: protein insertion into mitochondrial inner membrane from matrix; mitochondrial respiratory chain complex III assembly. The transcript has 2 exons. Gene Ontology annotation, molecular function: ATP hydrolysis activity; ATP binding. NCBI's taxonomy places the organism in Eukaryota, Fungi, Ascomycota, Sordariomycetes, Thyridiales, Thyridiaceae. The record is from RefSeq and is a predicted model, not a curated record.
AUGACCACGUCUGGCCUGCGCAAUCGCGAUCACGGACUUACUCUCACCACCACCACCACCACCACCACCACCACCACCAAGAACAACAACAGCAACACCACCGACUUUGCACCGAGAGCCAUGCCCUCUCCAGGGAUCGCCAAUCUCUUACCCCAGCUCAACGGCACCCCGAUCCUCGGCGAAGAGGCCCGCUCCUCCAUCCAGGACAUCCUCAAGCGCAUCAUCCCGGGCUGGGCUGCCAUCGAUGCCUUCUACUCGAGCUGGCUCAAUCUCGACCUGACCACCCUCGCCGCCGUUCUUACUGUGUUCGGAACCGUUGGGUCAGCCGUUCGCGAUUUGCGCGACGUCUCCCUCAAGCUCUACUGGUGGAUCACCACCUUCUUCACCGCCUCCAUCAGCAUCAACGGCAAUGACCGCCUCAACCGCGAGGUUAUCAACUGGCUCGGCGCCAACGUCCUUACGCGCCAGGGCACCCGCAUCCUGACGGCCUCGUCCGAAACUAUCAACAACGACUCGUGGUCCUGGCGGUAUCGUCCCGUCGAGCGGACCGACUACCACCAUGAGAAGCGGCUCCCCGUCACUUACCUGCCCACCUUUGGAACCACGUGGUUCAUCCACAAGUACCGCCUCUUCAUGGUGAAGCGCAUUCCCAAGACUUCGGCCUACCGGGCUGACAUGCCCGAAGAAUUCGCCUCCGCCCCGCGCGGCGACGAGCCGCUGGUUAUCAUGUGUUUGGGCCGCUCUGUGGACCCCAUCAAGGGCUUCCUCGACACCUGUCGCUCUUUCGCCGACGCCCAGCGCGAGUCGUUCACCACUGUCCGCGCCGCCCGCUCAGAGUACAACAUGGAGUGCUGGGACACCACCAUCCUGCGGCCCAUACGGCCCAUCGAGACGGUCCACUUUGAUGAGAAGCUCAAGGCCGAGCUGGUCUCCGACAUCCGCAGCUAUCUCGACGUGUCGACGCGCAAGUUCUACAACGCCCGCGGCAUCCCCUACCGCCGCGGCUACCUGCUCCACGGCCCUCCCGGCACGGGCAAGACGAGCCUGUCGCUCGCAUUAGCCGGCCACUUCGGCCUGGAUCUGUACAUCCUGCACAUCCCAAGCGUCCGUGAGGACCGCGAGGUCGAAAAACUCUUCACGGCCCUCCCUCCGCAGUGCCUCAUCCUGCUCGAGGACAUCGACGCCGUGGGCAUGAAGCGCCGCGCCCUGAAGGACGCAGACGAGGCCGACGACUCGGACUCGGACGGCGACGACGACGACGUCGCGGAGCGCCUGACGCACUGCCGGUGCACGCUGUCGGGCCUGCUCAACAUCCUCGACGGUGUGGCGGCGCAGGAGGGCCGCAUCGUGCUCAUGACGAGCAACGUCGCCGACAGCCUCGACCCGGCGCUCGUGCGGCCCGGCCGCAUCGACCGCAUCAUCUACCUGGGCGAGAUCUCGCGCGAGAGCGCCCGCCUCAUGUUCCUGCGCAUGUACGACGGCGAGGAGGACGGCGUGAGCGUCGUGCGCGACAAGUCGGGCGCCGAGCUCGCCGCGCUGGCUUCCGAGUUUGCGGCGGGCAUCGCGGAGCGGUACUUUACGCCCGCGCAGGUGCAGGGUUUCCUCUUGCGGUAUCGCGGCGAUGCGGUCGGGGCGGCGAGGGAGGUGCGCCGCUGGGCGGAGGAGGAGGGUCGGGUUAUGGAGGAAGCGAGGGCCAAGAGCCGGAGGGUGGCGGAGGCGAGGGCGCGGAGGAAGGAGCGACGGAAGGAGAGGAGGCGGGCGAGGAAGGCGGAGGAUGCGGAGAGGGCUUUGGCUCUGGCGGAGAGGCGGAAGCGCAAGGGUGCUGGUGCUGGUGGCGGCGAUAACGAGGAGGCGAACGAGGAGGCGGAGGGAGAGGAAGAGGGUCAGGGUGAGAUUAAUGGGACGAAGGAGUGCAAGGUCAAUGGCGAGAAGAAAGGCGAGGCGGAGAAUGGCGAGAUGACGGGCCGUGAGGAGGAGAAGAAGGAGAGCGGCGAAAAGGAGAAUGGAGACAAAUCGGAGGCUGUUGAGGCAAAGGAGAACGGCGAGACCUGA